AUGGCCUCGCCCGUGGACAACGGGGAGGAGGCACGGGAGCCGUGGCCCGGGCACGACCACCGGCCACCGCUGGGGCUCCGGCGCGGUGGAGGGAGCCGCAGGAGCAGGGCCGCGACCAAGUGCAGAGGAGGGGGGCGCUUGCGGGGGAGCAGGGGGGAAACGGAGGCGAGGGCGCCGUCGACGGGGCGAGCGGCGAGCGGUGGUGCUCGCGCGGGGACAGAGGGGAGAGGGAACCGGCGCGGGAGUGAGGCAACGGUGCGGGGCGAGGCCACGGUGAGCGCGGGUCGCCGUGAGCGCGGCCGGGGCGAGGCGCGUUGGCGCGGGGCGACGGGCGUGGCCCGAUGGAACAGCGCGCGGCCAGGGCGCGGCCUGACCGCGGUGAGCGCGCGCGUGCGGGCGCCGCUGAGCGAGGCCCUGGCCGAAGUGGCCGGAGCAAGGGAGGAGGAGGGGAUGCCGGGGCCUCACCACGGGGCGGUGGGGUCUAGGCAGCGGGGCUCGUGGAGGGGGGUCGGGGACGACGGCGAUGGGGAGGCAGGCCGUCGGGGACGAGACGAGGUCGAGGCGGCGUCGAUCCAGGCGGCGGGGUCGUCGGGCGAGCGGGGGACUCCAGGGAGGAGGCGGCGCGGUGGCUCCGGCGAGGUGGCCGUGGCGGUGGCGUUCCGGGCGGCAGCGAGGAGGCCAGGAGGGGCGGCGAGGCGGGCGACGGGUGGCGUCGGGGGCGAUCCCGAUCCAGGAGGGGAUCGGGGGAGUGGGGGGAGUGGGGAGGAGGUGUCGGUGCCAAAGGUGGUCGAUGGGCAGCACGCGGACUGCGGCGGCGCCAUGGUGAGCAAGCUCCCCAACACCACUUAG
Aegilops tauschii subsp. strangulata is the source of this 849-nucleotide messenger RNA. NCBI's taxonomy places the organism in Eukaryota, Viridiplantae, Streptophyta, Magnoliopsida, Poales, Poaceae. The record is from RefSeq and is a predicted model, not a curated record.